Molecule: messenger RNA, 330 nt
Organism: Penicillium maclennaniae
Lineage: Eukaryota; Fungi; Ascomycota; Eurotiomycetes; Eurotiales; Aspergillaceae
Exons: 2
Coding region: 1-330 (109 amino acids)
Source: RefSeq, a predicted model, not a curated record
AUGGAAAGCCUGAUCGCCAAGAUUCAGCAGGAGGCUGCUCAAGCCAGUUAUGUAGGGCGUAAAAAGCUUUUAGACACCCUUCGAGACCUGCAAUACAGCAUCGAGACGCCGGAGGAUGCCAUGCAGAGAGUGAUACACAUGAAUCUUCACUUUGCUUCAAUCCGCACGGCUCUUGACUUGAACCUUUUCAAUGAUAUUCUUGACAACGCCGAACCCUCAACUGUUGCUGAUUUAGCAGCCAAGCACUCUGCAGACCCUUUGCUUCUCGGCAAGUACCAGAACCCCAGUCAUUCAGGAUUGAAAGGGCCAAUAAUCCUGACUUUGAGAUAG